ACGCUCCGGCGAUGGGGCGGGCGGCGGGCAGAGGCCGGCGGGGCCGGGGCCGGGGCCGGGCGAGCGGGCGCCCCUCCGCGGGGCGUGAAGGGCUGAGGCGAGGCGGCGCCUCGGGCAAGGCGCGGCGCUCGCCUCGGGGUGCAGAGGGCGGCUGUCACCUCCCGCCGCGGGGAUGAGCGCCUCGGCGGCCACCGGCGUAUUUGUCCUCUCCCUCACCGCCAUCCCCGUCACGUACCUCUUCAACUGCCUGGCGGCCGGCGGCAGAGAAAUGCCGAAUAACACAUGCUGACUUACUUGAUUCGUUGCCAAUAUUUAUUUCAAACUGAUAGACCGCAGUGAAAAGUCACUGCAAUAUUAACAGCUGUAAUGGUAUGAAGAAAUUCAUCACUGGAAAAACAGACUAGCAGAAGAUUCAAACCGUAAAAUAAAUCAACAAGCUAGUACUGCUCAUCCUGACUCAGAAAAUGAUCACAUGUGAAAAGACAGGCACAUAAAUUCUGCAAAACUAUAAAAUGAAUACUAUGACAGACUACGUGAUGGGCUUUAAAAACAGCCUUUUAAAGUAUUAAAAGUUACUGUAAGAGUACGUGCAUUUGAGGAUAGCUGUUCCUGGGCAAUUGUUGCAGUUGGAUUGCUGGUUCUGGUUUUUAUUGCUCUGUUGGCUCGUGUUCUUGUCAAAAGAAAACCUCCAAAAGACCCGCUGUUUUAUGUUUAUGCUGUAUUUGCCUUUACCAGUGUGGUAAAUCUAAUAAUUGGACUGGAACAGGAUGGAAUUAUUGAUGGAUUCAUGACUCAUUACCUGAGAGAGGGUGAACCAUAUCUGAACACUGCCUAUGGCCAUGUGAUCUGCUAUUGGGAUGGCUCCGUUCAUUAUCUGAUGUAUCUGUUGAUGGUGGCAGCUAUUGCAUGGGAACAAAGCUAUAGAACCAUUGGCCUCUACUGGCUAGGUUCCAUUAUCAUGAGCAUCAUUGUCUUUAUGCCUGGAAACAUUGUGGGCAAAUAUGGAACGAAAGUGUGUCCUGCUUUUUUCUUAAGCGUACCAUAUAUUUGCCUUCCCAUAUGGGCUGGGUUCCGAAUUUAUAACCAACCUUCGGUGACUCACGACACUCCAGUCAAGGUGGUUCAGGAAGUCCAGAAGAAAGGACUCUUAAGACGACCAAUAGAUUUACUCCUAGCUGCAUACCUCAUUCUAGCAACGGGGUUUUGCAUAUUUAGGGGCAUGAUUGCUCUGGAUUGCCCUGCUGAACUCUGCCGGCUAUAUAUUCAACUUCACGAGCCUUAUAUAAAAGAUCCUGCUGCCUAUCCUAAGCUUCAGAUGCUGGCAUACAUGUUCUACUCUGUGCCAUACUAUGUGAUUGCUCUGUAUGGCCUACUGGUGCCUGGUUGUUCCUGGAUGCCCGAUUUAACCCUUAUACAUGCUGGAGGACUAGCUCAGGCUCAAUUUUCCCAUAUUGGUGCUUCUCUUCAUGCUCGAACUCCUUACAUCUACAGAGUCCCUGAAGAAGCAAAACAGUUUUUUCUGAUACUGAACGUAAUGUAUGGGAUUCUUCCCCAGCUGCUGGCUUACCGGUGUGUCAACAAGCCAGAGUUUUUUAUGAAAACAAAACAAGAAGAAAAAAUGGAAUAGCACGACUGUUUUCUGCUCCUCUUUUUGGCUAUGUAUAUAAUUGGGUUGGGAUGUAAUUGAACUGCUUAAA
Messenger RNA from Grus americana (Whooping crane), 1697 nucleotides. It is a transcript of the gene TM6SF1, whose product is annotated as transmembrane 6 superfamily member 1. The record is from RefSeq and is a predicted model, not a curated record. Gene Ontology annotation, cellular component: lysosomal membrane. The coding region runs from base 788 to 1627 and encodes 279 amino acids. The transcript is spliced from 12 exons. NCBI's taxonomy places the organism in Eukaryota, Metazoa, Chordata, Aves, Gruiformes, Gruidae.